AACACGACGCGACUCAACUGCGGAAGACAAACACACGACGCUGAAGAAAGCAAUGUACAUCACGGAUAUUAUUGGGUAGUCUAGUGAUAUCAUUAUAAUAAUAACAUGGGACACAGUCAUUACUAUUUCGAAGUAGGUGAUGAAUUAACAGCCCAAUCUAGCCCACAGCUGCAGCAAAGAGACGAGGUGCACACGAUCCUCCGACCAGUGUAGACUGUCGCUGUCACUUCUAUUCUUCCGGUGUGUUGUGCUUCGAUAGGCGGCGAGGGCUAGGAACUUGCCAUUAUCGGCUAUAGGCUACGAGUUGUGAUCGAUGGCGGAACCAGAACCAAAAGAGAAACCCGAGCAGAUUGACGACGCGGAGUUGGCUUUUAAAGGAAUCAACAUGCUGCUCAACAACGGAUUUAAGGAGAGCGACGAGCUUUUCAGAAAAUACAGGACCCACAGUCCUCUGAUGAGUUUUGGAGCUAGUUUUGUCAGCUUCCUGAACGCCAUGAUGACAUUUGAGGAGGAGAAGAUGCAGACAGCCUUUGAUGACCUCAGAGCCACUGAGAGACUGUGUGAAGGUGACAACGCUGGCGUCAUCGAGACCAUUAAAAACAAGAUCAGGAGGAAUGACUCCCAGAGGUCUGGAGUGGCGAUAGUAGAUCGACUCCAGCGACAGAUCCUCAUAGCCGACUGCCAGGUCUACCUCGCCGUCCUCUCUUUCAUCAAACAAGAACUGUCGGCAUACAUCAAAGGAGGCUGGAUUCUCCGGAAAGCCUGGAAGAUGUAUAACAAGUGCUACAGCGACAUCAGCCAGUUGCAGGAGGGAACCAAGAAGAGGUCCUCCAACCAGCAAGGGCCUCCCUCUCCAUCCCCUGGCCAGGCCAACCACACCCAUGCCACGGCCCAGACCCUGAGGGCCAACGGAGUGACCCCGGAGGCCCUGGACCGGCUCAAGGGCUCGGUCAGCUUCGGCUACGGCCUGUUUCACCUGUGCAUCUCCAUGGUGCCGCCACACCUGCUGAAGAUCGUCAACCUCCUGGGCUUCCCCGGCGACCGUCACCAGGGGCUGUCUGCCUUGACGUUUGCCAGUGAAAGUAAGGACAUGAAGGCCCCCCUAGCUACGCUGUCCCUCUUGUGGUAUCAUACAGUAGCGCAGCCCUUCUUUGCCCUGGACGGCUCUGACACACAGGCCGGUUUGAUGGAGGCAAAGUCUAUCCUCCAGAGAAAGGAGCCUGUAUACCCAAACUCAUCCCUAUUCAUGUUCUUCAAAGGCAGGGUGCAGCGCCUCGAGUGCCAGAUCAACAGUGCCUUGACAUCCUUUCAGAAUGCCUUGCAGCUGGCAACAGACCAGAGGGAGAUUCAACAUGUGUGUUUGUAUGAAAUAGGCUGGUGCAGUAUGAUCGAGCUGAGGUACGGUGACGCCCACAUGGCCUUUCAGCGUCUGUCCACUGAGUCACGCUGGUCUCAGUGCUACUAUGCCUACCUAACUGGAGUGUCCCAAGGAGCGUCUGGAGAUCUAGAAGGAGCUGCCACUGUCUUCAAGGAUGUUCAGAAGCUUUUCAAACGGAAGAACAAUCAGAUAGAACAGUUCUCUGUGAAGAGGGCGGAGAGGCUAACGAAGCACGCCCCAUCAAAAGAGCUGUGUAUCCUGGCUGUGAUCGAGGUACUUUACCUAUGGAAGGCCCUGCCUAACUGUUCCACAUCUAAGCUGCAGACCAUGAGCCAAGUUCUCCAGGAAAUUGACGAUGUGACUUGUGCCGGCCUGAAAAACCUGCUUCUUGGUGACAUAUACAGAUGUGUCGGCAACAUGAAAGACUCCGUUCGGUGCUUCGACCUGGCUUCCAGAGACGAGGUAGGACAUCAGAGCAACUCCUAUGUGCAGCCCUACUCCUGCUAUGAGUUAGGCUGUGUCCUGUUGGACAGCCCUGAGUCUGCGGACAAGGGUAGAGCUCUGAUGUUACAGGCCAAGGAGGACUACGCUGGUUAUGACUUUGAGAAUAGACUCCAUGUGCGUAUCCAUUCAGCUCUGGCGUCCGUGAUGGACAAGGCGGCUCCAUCCUGACCUCUGCCUUUCACCGCCAACCACCAUUCAUCCACACGAGCUCUGCGUUGGAGAUAGAACCAGCCGGGAACAGCUCUCUUCAGAGAAGCCAUCUCUCUCCACGGCACUGUGACGAUUUUUGUUUUGUUUGAGGGUAUUUAUGUAGUUUUAUGAUAAAUGUGCAAUCAUGUUUGGAAAUGAUUGUUUACAGUAAGUGUUUCCUGAAUGGACACUGCAGGAAUAGUGUAGAUCACUGUAAGUUUAUUGGUGUGUUUUUAACCAGAUUACGUAUCUAGGGUCAAAUGACACUUUUUAAAAAUUGGUAUCAGUGGUGGUUCUAUGUGAAUAGUGCCAUCGUAUCUUAAUUUGUACCCAUUUGAUGGGCGAAAUUCAGACCUGGCUAGGCCACAGUACAGAACACUUUGUUUAACUUAAAAAGUGACUUGUGCAAUAACGGCAAAUAAUGUCUUAGUGGCUGCCAGGGUGUUACCUGAAUGCCCACUAUCCUGUUGUAGUAGACAAUCUAAACGCACAAACCUUAUGCUGCUACUCAUCCCCUGGCCUUGGUUUCAAUGGAAUGUUAAUGCCCAACGUUUGAAACUAGAAUCCUUAGUCGCCACCUCCAUUUUUGGACUUACAAAUGAUUGGUGUUUAAAUUGAAUUAAUUCAAUUGCAGAUUCACAACGACUUACUGGCGCAAUUUGGCUAAGUGCCCUCAUUGGAAACCUAAUUAUAAUGAAUGUACCUAAUGUCUGAAAACCAUGUAAAUGUUAAGAAACACUGCAUUACCACAUGGUUCAAAUAUAAUGAAUCCAUAGCUCUGUCUGUGGUUACAUUUCUCCAGUCCCAUCCCACAGCUUUUUUUUCUACACAGAUGUGGUUUUAUUUAGUUUCAGUUAAGGACUCUAGUUUUAAUUGCCUUAGGUUAUAACAUUUAAAAUCUAUUCCACACCACUAUUUAGGCUGGUUUCCUCUAGUUGAAAUGUUACAAUGUUGUUAGUCUUUUUUAAUGACCAGUGUAUUGAUAUUUAAUAGGGAAACAGCCUAUUAUGUGUAAAUAAAUAGCUGUACUUUUAUUCUAUAUGACUGUAGCUAAAUGAUGUUGUUCCUUUGACACUUGAACCUUGCUAGACCUACUCUGCUGUAACGUGAUUAGCUGUUGCAUUUUUUUUGUAUGUGUAAGAGUGUUUUACAAUAAUAAAUUUCUUA
Molecule: messenger RNA, 3238 nt
Organism: Esox lucius (northern pike)
Lineage: Eukaryota; Metazoa; Chordata; Actinopteri; Esociformes; Esocidae
Product: tetratricopeptide repeat protein 39C
Exons: 14
Coding region: 314-2050 (578 amino acids)
Biological process (GO): cilium assembly; otolith morphogenesis
Molecular function (GO): protein binding
Source: RefSeq, a predicted model, not a curated record